ACUCAAAGCGAACAGAUCUUGUCGCAGCACUCCGAUCUAUCUUUCAGAUAUACAUUAGUUACUCCUAGAGAAUCUACACAAUGGCCGAGCUACUUUUUCCACAAUUGGAGCGUCCUUUGCCGUCACUGCCAUCGCUGCACUAUACUCUAUUCGCCUACAGGGAGGAAUUGCGACGACGCGAUGCUCCAUUCAUGAAGAUGUCCACCAUUAAGCUCCAUCUCACGGACAAUCUGAUUCUGCAGACGAUCAAGAACAUACGGCAGUACGACACCAUGGAGAUUAUGAAUCUCAACCAGGAGAUCAACUUCAAACGGCGGUUGACCAAACAGAUGCGAAAGGUGCGCAAACUGGAGAAACUCGGCCUCAACAUCGAUCCCCGAAAACUGGAGAGUGACCAAUGGCACUAAAUAUUGAUUUAAUGGAUCUUUGGACACUCUACUAAAACUCUGACGUAUAUCAUACACACACCCACUAUUCAUACAUACUCUGAGCAUGUGAAACUAAAUUGUAAGCUAAUUUUCCUUCAGUUUUUAAAACUCAAUAAGCCGAACAAACUCUUUUAAGUCUAUAAAUUUUUUGAAGAAAUAAAAACGAAAAUCAAACA
Molecule: messenger RNA, 604 nt
Organism: Drosophila rhopaloa
Lineage: Eukaryota; Metazoa; Arthropoda; Insecta; Diptera; Drosophilidae
Gene: halo
Exons: 1
Coding region: 81-407 (108 amino acids)
Source: RefSeq, a predicted model, not a curated record